AUGCAAAUAAGUAAAGAAAUGUCAAGGCACAAAGUAACACUUGAAUAUAAAGAAACAACGUCACCGUCUGAUUUAUCAAUAACUACAAGCGUCCAGACAACUUUUCCAGGCACUGACAUAAUGAGUGAGGAUACAGACACAACAUCAACGGUUGUAAUGGUAGUUACCCAAAACAUCCAGACAACUAUUCCUGACACAGAAAUAAUAAUGAAAGGUCAUUAUAACAACUACGUUUUAUUUGCUGCCGCGUUUAUCGUUGUGUUACUAAUAUCUAUUGGGUGUAAUAUAUGCAUUAGUAACUACAGACAAAGAGCAAUGCAGAGGGCGAUGGCACAACAACUAAAGAUUCAAAAUCCGCAAUCUUUUGACGAAACUAUUCAGGAAUCAGAUUCAGCUGGUGCAAUAAGUCACGUUUCGUCUAAAUAUGAGACUAUAAAUGAAAAUAAUAUGACAAUGCCUAAUUUUGAAAACUGUGAACACAAGAUACAAAGUCAAACAUUUAACAGAACAUCAUCACCGGUAUUGAACCAAUCAUACCUUGAAGUUAUAGGGGAUGAUGAUUAUUUUGCCUCAAAAGAAGAAACAGUUGAAUCAUCUUCUAUGACAAAUAAUAAAAAUAGCACGUUUGAAUCGAAGGAAAUAUUUGCAGACAAUAUAGAUGCUGAAGAUGCCUCAUAUCACUCUAUAUUAUCAGAACAGUUUAAUGAAACUGACAUGUUUUUAUCAUCAAAUAGUUCAAUUCAUUUAGACAUGAACAGUGUUAACAAAGAUAUAACCAGAAAAUAUAAUUCAACAAAGAAAAGAGAAUUUGUAAACCCUUAUUCGACUUUGAAAACAAGUGAAAUGCAAAACUAUCAAAUCUUUUAUACAGCUGUCACAUGUAAACAUGAAACAGAAAUCCUGACUCAAAAGGUAAAACCAUCUUAUGAAAAGAUGAAAAGAAAUUCGUAUCCUUGA
This is a messenger RNA of Mytilus trossulus (common blue mussel), 957 nucleotides long. RefSeq lists its product as uncharacterized. The transcript has 4 exons. Bases 1 to 957 code for a protein of 318 amino acids. The record is from RefSeq and is a predicted model, not a curated record. NCBI's taxonomy places the organism in Eukaryota, Metazoa, Mollusca, Bivalvia, Mytilida, Mytilidae.